UCUGUCUUGAUCAAAACGCUGCAAUUUCUCUCACUUUCUCUCUCCAUUUAUAUACGUAUUGUUGACCUAUAUAUAUAUAUAUAUACACCAAUGGAAGUGCCGGAGCUAUUUAUGGGAGGCUACAUUGGCGGAGCCGGAGCCGGAGCCGGCCAAUUCUCGCCUGAAAAGCAGAAGCCAGGGGAGCACUUCAUCAUCGACGACCUCCUAGACUUUUCGAACGAAGACGCCGUUAUGACCGACGGUUUCUUCGACAAUGUUGCCGGUAAUUCUACCGAUUCUUCCAUUGUAACCGCCGUCGACAGCUGCAAUUCCGGCAGCGGACCUCAGUUCUCCGGAAACGUUGGCUCCCGGAGCUUCGGUGAUUCUCAGUUCACCGGCGACCUCUGUGUUCCGUACGACGACUUGGCGGAGCUGGAAUGGCUGUCAAACUUCGUGGACGACUCGUUCUCGGUCCAACAAGACCUUCAAGCGCUCCACUAUCUCUCCGGCUCCAGCACCACUGCUAUUGUCGCCGCCACCAAACCCCAGACCCCCGAAUCAUCCUCCUCCGAAACGCUGCCUUCCCGAAACGUCCCGUUUUUUCAGCCCGAAACACCGCUCCCCGGAAAGGCCCGCAGCAAGCGCUCGCGCGCCGCCCCCUGCGACUGGUCCACGCGCCUCCUCCACCUCCCCACCCCCUCCGAGUCCGACCUCACAAACCAAAAGCCAUUGUCUCCGGCGCCGAAGACGACAUCGUCUAAGAAAAGAGAGAGCAAGCAGAACGACUCGGAGUCCUCUUCGGGUCGGAAGUGUCUGCAUUGUGGGUCGGAAAAGACCCCACAAUGGCGGACCGGGCCCAUGGGGCCGAAGACCCUUUGUAACGCUUGUGGGGUGCGGUACAAGUCGGGACGACUCGUGCCGGAGUACCGACCUGCUGCGAGCCCAACUUUUGUGUCGGCGAAGCACUCCAAUUCGCAUAGGAAGGUCUUGGAGUUGAGGAGGCAAAAGGAGAUGCAAAGAGCUCAGCAGCAACAGUUUCUUAGUCAAAGUUCAAUUUUCGGUGUAUCCAACGGUUGCAGCGACUACUUGAUCCAUCAUCGUAGCGGGCCCGAUUUUAGGCAUUUGAUCUAGUGGGGACUAGUUAGGAAUCAAGGGUUUGCCUCUUUUAAGUUCUUUUUUACCUGUGGGAAUUUUUGCUUUAGAAAUUUGAACUCGUCGGUUCUUCCUUUUUUGGUUCAGAAAAGAAAAAAGAAAAAAGAAAAAGAGAGUAGAAUUAAGUGAUAAUGAGGAGGAGAAAAGAGCGGCGGAAAAAA
Molecule: messenger RNA, 1292 nt
Organism: Corylus avellana
Lineage: Eukaryota; Viridiplantae; Streptophyta; Magnoliopsida; Fagales; Betulaceae
Product: GATA transcription factor 9-like
Biological process (GO): positive regulation of DNA-templated transcription; cell differentiation
Cellular component (GO): nucleus
Molecular function (GO): zinc ion binding; sequence-specific DNA binding
Source: RefSeq, a predicted model, not a curated record